Molecule: messenger RNA, 4200 nt
Organism: Nematolebias whitei (Rio pearlfish)
Lineage: Eukaryota; Metazoa; Chordata; Actinopteri; Cyprinodontiformes; Rivulidae
Product: stAR-related lipid transfer protein 13
Exons: 17
Coding region: 1-4200 (1399 amino acids)
Biological process (GO): regulation of Rho protein signal transduction; actin cytoskeleton organization; signal transduction
Molecular function (GO): protein binding; GTPase activator activity; lipid binding
Source: RefSeq, a predicted model, not a curated record
AUGUCUGGGCCUGCUCCUUUAGGUGCCUCCCUGAAACCUGUGGCUAUCCAUGCUCAAAAAUGGACGCGUCUAGAGAUGGACAGCUUGUUUUCCUGUGAUGCAGCCGAGUCUGACUUGAAGCAGAAUGGACACCACUGGAGUUCAGACCUGUCUCCUGGGACAGUUCAGGACAAAGAGGCAGCUGAAGUGGAUUUUAAAGGUGCUUUUUGUAAUAAUUCUGCGUCUGAAGAGCUGAAUAUAAAAGAGUGUAAACCUGCAGCACCUGAGCAGCAGGAAGUGACAUCCUGUGAGACCUCAUCUGUCUUUCCAGCAGAAACCUGCAGCGACGACCAUCUGCCUGUGUCCGUGAACCUAUCAGAGGACUGCUCGCUGGACGUGCUGAGAAUCGUGAAACACAAACCUAGUGCCAUUGUGUUCUGUGAUUAUGGCUGCAGUUCUGACAGCCAGGUGAUUGAUGUCAGUGAGAGCUCUGAUGAGGGCGAGGCCUCCUCCUCCACGUCUACAGGAGAGGAGAGUGAUGAUGAUGAUGAUGAUGAAUUUCCUGAGACGUUACAAUAUAGGGAAUUCCUGGUGAGUCGCCAUCGUCGAAGCCUGAGCAGGAACAGGAAGUGUUUGAGGAGGAAACCGGAUGUCCUGUUUCAUGGCAGCGGACGAAAGAGCAGCAGCAAGAGCAAACCUGAGCUGACGGGCAGCAAGGAUGCAGAGGAUGGACAGCAGGCGUGUGACUCCAUGACCUUGCUCAUGAAAAAGUUGGAUAACCUCAAUGACGGGAACCAAGAAGUCCAACCUGCUGAUUCCAACCACUCACACACAACAGAGGCUGAUCUGGAGCAGCAGAGCACCACAGGUGCUCUGGUCGUGAGCAGGGUGGUGAGUCAAGCGAGUAAGGAUCACGGGGUCUACAGAUGUUUGGAAAAACCUGAACUACUUAUCAGAAGUUGCCCACGACCUCUGACCCGUAGCAAACCACUGACUCGCUCUUCCCUCUCGUCCCCGGCACAUCUCCAAGCUCGACGCGCUCGGGUUGCUGCCAGGAUGACCAGUGGAUCAGCAGAGAUUGAGGCUAAGGAGGCUUGUGAUUGGCUUCAAGCAGCAGGAUUUCCACAAUACGCUCAGCUCUAUGAAGAUUCCCAAUUUCCAAUCGAUAUUUCCUCAGUCAAAAGGGACCAUGACUUCCUGGACCGGGACCUGGUUGAGCCUUUGUGUCGACGUUUAAAUACUCUGAACAAGUGCGCCUCCUUGAAACUUGAUGUCAGCCAUCCUAAGAAGAAAAGUGAUGAUUCUGAUGAAGAUGACCCACUGGCCAUCAGUAAAAGGUGGACAUUUGAGUGGAGCAGUCGUCGCUGGUCUCGCCUUCAAGACCUGCUGUCAGACAGCACCAAUGAGAGCAGCCCGACAGGACAAGGGGAGGGUCUUCGAAGCACUGUGAGUAGCGAGAGCGUGCUAACAGACUUGAGCGAACAGGAGAUCACAGAAACCUCCUCGCUCCACAGUGAAGACUCAACCUCCGCUAUGCCCGACUCAAUAUCUAUGGCAUCUCUCUCUGCUUCCUAUCAACCACCGAGGGAACUUCCACAUUACAACUCCCUACCAAUCAAAGGCAGUCGCCAUGGGCAAGGAGGACGAAGUAAAGCCAAAGAAUUUUUGCGCCGAAUGGAAUUAAUGCGCACUUGGGGGCCAUCAACAAGGAGGAAAGGCUCAAGUCGGAGGCCGCCACUGGUCAUCAGUGGGCCAGUGUUACAGGGAGAGGAGCCUCAGGCACUUCAGGUGCUUCAUUGCACUCCUAUCAGCCAAUUACAAACCAGUCCAAAAGACAACGAUCAAACUGAUGGUGAUGAAUCCUCAGUUUUUUUCAUUGACAACAGUAAAGAGCAGAUCACACCGAGUGUGAGCCCCAGCAAUGAAACCAUGCUUCUCAGUGUUCAGGAACCUGCAUGUCCAAAACCUCGUACUGCCAGCAAGAGAAGCAGCAUGUACCUGGAGGACAUGGAGUUACUUUCUCAGGGUAAGAGGACUGAUGGGCAGAGUCAGUUUGGCAGAAGCCACUUUCAUUCAUAUGAAAACCUCCUCAUUCAUAUCCCCAAAGACCAUAAACCGGGCACUUUUCCAAAAGCACUGUCCAUAGAAAGCCUGGCACCUUCUCCCAGUGACAGCAGAAAUGGCCCCCAGUCACAUGCUCAAACUGGAAAUGGACUGGGCAAACCCUGGUCUGGUAAACCGUUAUUGAAACCAGCCUGUCCUGCAGCUCCACGGGGCAGCAGGGUGAGUGUUUAUGACAACGUGCCAGGCUCUCACCUGUAUGCCAGCACAGGAGAUCUGCUGGACUUGGAGAAAGAGGACAACCUUUUCCCCCACCUGGAUGACAUCGUCCAGCACGUCAGUGGUUUGCAGCAGAUAGUGGACCACUGGAGCCGCAAGGUGCUACCUGAGGGGGAAAUGGGGGAGGAAGAUGGGGAGGGCAGGACCACCCCCAGCGAAGGUGAGAGGGACGCAGUCUCCUUAAAUGACACAGAUUCAACAGGGACCAGUCGGGAGAGGCGGGACUCUGGAGUUGGGGCCUCCCUCACAAGACCUCGUCUACGAUGGCCCAGUUUCAGAACUUCAGAUCAUCUCAACCAACCAGCAUCUUCACUGCAGAUCAGCAGCCAAUCAGCAGGCCAGCUCAGCCUGCUACAGAAGUUUUCUUUGCUUCGCCUCACCGCCAUCAUGGAGAAAUACUCCAUGUCUAAUAAACACGGCUGGACGUGGUCUGUGCCAAAGUUUAUGAAGCGCAUGAAAGUGCCAGACUACAAAGAGAAGAGUGUGUUUGGUAUUCCCCUUAUAGUCCAUGUCCAGCGCUGUGGGUUUCCUCUCCCCCUGUGUUUACAGCAGGCCCUCUGCCACCUCAGAUCUCACUGUCUGGACCAGGUGGGAUUGUUCCGUAAGUCUGGUGUGAAGUCUCGGAUCCAGGCUCUGAGGCAACAGUGCGAGUUCUGUCCCGACUAUGUGAGCUACGAGGAUCAGUCGGCUUACGAUGUGGCCGACAUGGUCAAGCAGUUUUUCAGGGAUUUGCCUGAGCCCGUGCUUACAAGCAAGCUUGGGGAAACCUUCCUGCAUAUUUACCAGUAUGUUCCCAAGGAGCAGAGGCUACAGGCGGUCAGAGCGGCCAUUUUGCUGAUACCGGAUGAAAAUAGGGAGGUUCUGCAGACGCUGCUCUACUUCCUGCGUGAUGUCACCUCCCUGGUGGAGGAGAACCAGAUGACACCGAUGAACCUGGCCGUUUGUUUAGGGCCAUCGCUUUUCCACCUCAGCAUCCUGAAGAAUGACGCACUUUCACCAAGGUCGAUCCAGAGGAAGUACACCACCGGUCGGCCGGAUCAGAAGGAUCUGAACGAGAACCUGGCUGCCACUCAGGGUCUGGCACACAUGAUCAUUGAGUGCCAGCAUCUAUUUCAGAUCCCAGAGGAAAUGGUGACCCAGUCUCGAAAGUCUUACAUGGAGGCUGCUCUGAUGGUACCCCCACUGGACGAGCUGUACAAGACUCACGAGGAGGAGGAAGUUGACGAAGAAGUGGAAGAAGAGGACGAGGAAAGUUCCUAUCAUGCGCACUUAGAAAGGCUGAUCCAGAACCUGCUGAAAGAAGCCAAAGAUAAAGGCAAAGGCUGGGUGUCCCGCCCGUCUUCUGACCACACAGAACUUGCGUUUAAAAAGGUUGGUGAUGGUAACCCUUUAAGACGGUGGCGAGUUUCUGUCGAGGUGUCGGCCGCCCCCUCUGAGGUGCUGCAGCGGCUGCUGAGAGAGCGGACGCUGUGGCACACUGAACUACAGCAGGAGAAGAUCCUGGAGACCCUGGACAGACAGACGGAUGUAUAUUAUUACUCCUGCUGUAACAUGGCACCUCAGCCCGUUUGUGACUAUGUGGUACUAAGAUCAUGGCGUACAGACGUGUGUAAAGGCUCCUGUGCACUGGUGUGCGAGUCUGUUGAGCAUGAGGACAGUCCACGCACCGGAGCUGUGAGGGGGGUUGUGAUGGAGUCACAGUACCUCCUCGAACCCUGUGGGAUGGGGAGGACCAGGCUCAUGCACAUCUCCAGAGUUGAUCUCAGGGGAAGAUCUCCAGAAUGGUACAACAAGGCUUUUGGUUAUCUGUGUGUUAAUGAAGCUCAAAGGAUCCGCUCGUCUUUUCUCCCAUUAGAUUUGAGUCCUGAAGCCAAGAUCUGA